Messenger RNA from Ananas comosus (pineapple), 2136 nucleotides. RefSeq names its product glutamyl-tRNA reductase 2. The record is from RefSeq and is a predicted model, not a curated record. Gene Ontology annotation, biological process: tetrapyrrole biosynthetic process. Lineage: Eukaryota; Viridiplantae; Streptophyta; Magnoliopsida; Poales; Bromeliaceae. The transcript has 3 exons. Gene Ontology annotation, molecular function: glutamyl-tRNA reductase (NADP+) activity; NADP binding. The coding region runs from base 195 to 1808 and encodes 537 amino acids.
ACCGAGCCUCCGCCGUCUCACGAGCAUAUAAAAUUUUAGAGAGAGAGAGGGGGCGGAUCGAAGAAGAAGAAGAAGACAACUUCCUCUCUCUCUCCCCCCUUUAUCUCUCCUAGGGUUCGAAGAAGAAGAAGAAGAAGAAGAGGGGGGCGUUGAUUCGGAGAUUGGGGUUUCGAUUUGGCACAGAAUCCGAAUCCAUGGCGACCGUGAACGGCUUGGCCACCGCCUUCGGGGGCGUAAAGGUCGCGCCUUUGCCGCGGCGGAGCUCGGUGCGGUUCAGGGUGGGGACGAGAGCGGCGCCGUCGUACGGCGGCGGCGGAGCGCGGUGGAGGAGCCCCCGGUGCGAGGUGGGUGUGGAUUCGGCGGCGGCGGCGGCGGCGGCGGCUAGGGCAUCCAGCGUAAACGCGCUCGAGCAGUUCAAGAUCUCCGCAGACCGAUACAUGAAGGAAAGGAGCAGCAUUGCUGUCAUUGGUCUUAGUGUUCAUACAGCACCUGUAGAGAUGCGUGAAAAGCUAGCUGUUCCGGAGGCGCAGUGGCCUCGCGCGAUUGCUGAGCUCUGCAACUUGAAUCACAUCGAAGAAGCUGCCGUCCUCAGUACAUGUAACAGAAUGGAAAUUUAUGUGGUGGCCUUAUCCUGGAAUCGAGGAAUCAGAGAAGUUAUAGAGUGGAUGGCAAAGACAAGUGGAAUUCCUGCUUCUGAGCUUAGACAACACCUAUUCAUGUUGCGCGAUGGUGAUGCCACACGCCAUUUAUUUGAGGUAUCAGCAGGCCUCGACUCUUUGGUUUUGGGAGAAGGACAGAUCCUCGCACAAGUCAAACAAGUUGUUAGGGUUGGGCAAGGCAGUGGAGGCUUGGGCAAAAACAUCGACAGAAUGUUCAAGGAUGCUAUCACUGCAGGAAAGAGGGUCCGUAGCGAGACUAACAUUUCAUCUGGCGCGGUCUCUGUUAGCUCAGCAGCAGUUGAGUUGGCCCUAAUGAAGCUCCCAAAAUCUGAAAGUGCUUCUGCAAAUAUGCUUUUGAUUGGGGCCGGCAAGAUGGGGAAGCUUGUGAUAAAGCAUCUUGCUGCAAAAGGCUGCAAAAGGGUUGUGGUUGUUAACCGCUCAGUAGAAAAGGUAGAAGCCAUCCGCGAGGAGCUAACAGAUAUUGAAAUAAUCUAUAGGCCUCUUAAUGAAAUGCUUUCAUCUGCUGCGGAAGCCGAUGUGGUUUUCACGAGCACCGCUUCUGAAACACCAUUAUUCUUGAGAGAGCAUGUGGAAGCGCUUCCUCUGGUCAGUGAAGCUGUUGGGGGUGUAAGGCUUUUCAUUGAUAUUUCUGUUCCAAGGAACGUAGGAUCUUGCGUGUCUGAUUCGGAACAUGCUCGAGUAUAUAAUGUGGAUGAUUUGAAAGAGGUGGUUGAAGCUAAUAAAGAAGACCGCCAAAGAAAAGCAAUGGAAGCCCAAGCUAUUAUAACACAAGAAUUAAAACGAUUUGAGAUAUGGAGGGACUCUCUUGAAACCGUUCCUACCAUCAAGAAAUUAAGGUCUUUUGCGGAUAGAAUUAGGGCUUCUGAGCUUGAGAAGUGCUUGCAGAAGUUCUGUGAGGAUGCUCUAACGAAGAAACAGAGAAAAGCUAUAGAGGAAUUAUCUACUGGGAUAGUCAACAAACUUCUUCACGGCCCGCUGCAGCAUUUGAGGUGUGAUGGUAGUGAUAGCCGGACUCUCGACGAGACGCUUGAAAACAUGCACGCUCUUAACAGGAUGUUUAGUCUUGAUACGGAGAAAACGAUCUUGGAACAGAAGAUCAAAGCUAAGGUGGAGAAAGCUCAAAGUUAAGAUUAUUCAAUUAUUCACCGAUCAUUUACCAUUACUUGUAUCUAUACGGGCUUCUAAUUUGUCCUUAGCUAGGGUCCGAAUAUUCUCAUUCUUCUAAUGUUCGAUUUUUCUACUGCUGCGAUGAAAGAAACUCAGUUUCUCACCAAGUUCAUUAGCUGCAUUGGAAGGUGCUGUACUAUGCUAUCAAUUUUCUUCUAGAGUGAUGAUGUAAACUUCAUUGUCGAGGCCGGCGUCUGUUUGAUACAAUUUUAAGUUUCAUAAAUUUGUCAAAUGAAAUAAAGGUGAAAUCAGUUAGUUUGCUGAUUGACACCUUCAUUUAUCACUAACA